AUGGCUCCCAAUGAUGGUCCCUCGCGCAUGCAUGGCCUCCAUGGCAAGAAGCUGAUCUACUUCACCUCGGUCUUUGUCUCGUUAGGUGUCUUCCUAUUCGGUUAUGACCAGGGUGUCAUGAGUGGUAUCAUCACCGGCAUGUACUUCAAGGGCUACUUCAAUCAGCCUACAAGAGCAGAGAUUGGUACCAUGGUUGCCAUCCUCGAGGUUGGAGCUUUCAUAUCCUCUCUGGGUGUGGGCCGCAUCGGUGACAUACUCGGUCGUCGCCGCACCAUUCUCUACGGAGCUGUCGUCUUUGUCAUUGGCGGUGCUUUCCAGACUUUUGCUACCGGCAUGCCUAUGAUGAUGCUUGGUCGUAUUAUUGCUGGUUUCGGUGUUGGUGCCUUGUCGACAAUCGUGCCUGUCUACCAAUCUGAGAUUUCACCGCCUCAUAACCGCGGAAAGCUUGCUUGCAUCGAGUUCUCAGGCAACAUUGUUGGCUAUGCCUCUAGUGUCUGGGUCGACUACUUUUCCUCAUUCAUUCACAAUGACUGGAGUUGGAGACUCCCCUUGUUCAUGCAGUGUGUCAUGGGCGUCUUGCUCAUUCUUGGUUCAUUCUUGAUCUGCGAAUCUCCUAGAUGGCUGCUUGACAACGACCACGACGAGGAAGGCAUUGUCGUCAUUGCUAACCUCUACGGCAAGGGUGACAUCCACAACCAAAAGGCGCGUGACGAAUACCGCGAAAUCAAGAUGAACGUGCUGCUGCAGCGUCAAGAGGGCGAGCGCAGUUACAAGGAUAUGUUCAAGCGCUACUACAAGCGUGUCUUCAUUGCCAUGUCUGCACAAGCUCUUGCCCAACUCAACGGCAUCAACGUCAUCUCGUACUAUGCUCCUCUGGUCUUUGAGCAAGCGGGAUGGGUUGGCCGCGAUGCUAUCCUCAUGACUGGUAUCAACGGUCUUACCUACCUGCUCUCCACAGUACCCCCAUGGUACCUUGUCGAUCGCCUCGGCCGUCGUUUCAUUCUGAUGUGGGGUGCUGUUGCCAUGAUCAUCUCGCUCUCAGCCAUCUCGUACUUCAUCUACAUCGACAUUCACCUGACUCCACGUAUGGUCGUCAUCUUCGUCGUGCUCUACAACGCAGCAUUCGGAGCUUCAUGGGGUCCCAUUCCCUGGCUCUACCCACCUGAGAUUCUUCCUUUGAGCAUCCGUGCCAAGGGAGCAUCUCUGUCUACUGCGUCGAACUGGGCCUUCAACUGGCUCGUCGGAGAACUCACCCCAAUCCUCCAGGACCUCAUCCAAUGGCGACUAUACUUGAUGCAUGCAUUCUUCUGUGCUGUCUCGCUCGUUGUGGUGUAUUUCACGUAUCCGGAAACUGCCAAUGUUCGCCUGGAAGAUAUGAACAGCAUUUUUGGAGACGCAUCCACCGUGGCUCCUUCGCCUCAGACCCUGGCCGAGGCCGAAUCACUCUUCAGCAGAAGUCCCCCAGCUUCCAUACAUCUCGACCGCGACGGAAAUGCACCUCAAGACGCCAACAUCCCCGAUCUCGACAUAGAUCCACCUGCUGUUGACGUGCAGAACGGCAAGCCCAUGCUCAGUAAAGACGCGGACUCAGAGGGUCUUGGAGGAUGGAUCUCUAACCUUGUUAAGAAGGGCAAGGGAGAUGGAGCUUCCUCACAUGCUGGAGGAAGUGGAAGAUAUAGACGUAUUGGUCAGGACGAUGAUUAG
Molecule: messenger RNA, 1704 nt
Organism: Aureobasidium melanogenum CBS 110374
Lineage: Eukaryota; Fungi; Ascomycota; Dothideomycetes; Dothideales; Saccotheciaceae
Exons: 3
Coding region: 1-1704 (567 amino acids)
Biological process (GO): transmembrane transport; carbohydrate transport
Cellular component (GO): membrane
Molecular function (GO): carbohydrate:proton symporter activity
Source: RefSeq, a predicted model, not a curated record